UCUGUUGUCCCUGCUCAGUGCUCACCUUAAGUACUAAAAUUAUCACUAUAAAUUAAAAUAUGUUAUAGGGCAUGUCGUAACGAGACCCACAGUUCGCUAUUGUAUCUGAAGCACAGAAUACACGAAAUGAGAGUUCUCGUUAAAUGAGUGCAUGCCAUUCAAUUAUAGUUAACAACUCGUAAAAAGUUUUUGGUGAAGUGAAUAAUAAUUGUAGACGUGACGUCUUGACUACGUGAGAAAUUAUAAUAACUGAUACUUAGAUCAUAAACUAGUAUAUACAAGUAUAUGAUCUAAGAACUGAUACAUAUUGUCCAUCGGCGUCCGUCAUAAGUCUUAUCUAUUGUUACCAUGACAAAUUAAUUUGUGUCCAUUGCUGAUAAACAAUACUGUGUUGUUUGUGUCAAUUUUUCGUAGAUAAUAAAGGUUCUUCAUUCCUGGUAUUCCUGUACAGUAUUUCAAUUUGUGACCACGUUUCAGUCUACAGGGCACAGAAUUACAGAAUAAUAUUAAUUAAUUCCUUGAACACCAUGGCUGAAAACAGUUCUAAGUUUUGGUUCCUUACAUAUGAGUAUUUUAAAAAAGACAUUAUAAAACCAGAGGACAAUUUGGUAAUAUUAGUGCAUUGGUUGUUGUUGAGAAACAAUUUCCAAGUACUUGGACUUGAUAAUGAGGACAAAGCUAACAUAGAGCAACCGACUGAUAUUUUACCUACAAAUUGGACUGAAAAGGAAAUGUACAAGUUGCAUUACAAGCGUGGCGAGGAAUUGUUUGUGUUGAGUGGUGUCAAAGCUUGUGAUAGUUUUAUUUUCAAUCUGUAUAAUGUAUUAACAAAACAUGUGGCAAGCGCUGCGAUUGGAAAUGUUAAUUCUACAGUGAAAUGGAUCAGUGACUCGGUAAAUAAUAAAGAUAAGUUCUAUGAAACGAUUCAUUUGUUAGAAACUGACCUAAUUAAACCCAUGCAAAAAGAAAAUGAGGAUAAGACAAAUGUUGGCACUCAGACCAAAAAAGCGGAUGACGUGUCAAUAGGACAAUUCUCUAGUCAUCCGCCUGGUUAUCAGCCUGAACCGUCGUUCAGCCCAAUAAGUCAGUAUCCAUCAUACGGCAUGCCAGAUUUGAAUCCUUUAGGAGGUGGUGGUAUGCUCUUUGAUCCACUUAUGCAGAGAAGACGGCCAAAUAAUGGACCAGGGAUUCCUCCUUUGGCACGUUUUGAUCCAACCCGCCCGAUCAAUCCAGAUCCAAUGAUGCCUGGCAGCUUUAGUAGACCCCGUCCAGAUCAUAUGAGACCACCAGAUUUUGAUGAUAGUUUGUAUAUGUAAAAUAAUCGUGUAAAAAUCAUUCAAUUUCUCUAUAAAUAUUAUUUUAAUUUCAUCAAAAUAAAGUUUUAAUUAUUUACUAAA
Messenger RNA from Metopolophium dirhodum (rose-grain aphid), 1397 nucleotides. It is a transcript of the gene PI31, whose product is annotated as proteasome inhibitor PI31 subunit. Bases 528 to 1316 code for a protein of 262 amino acids. The record is from RefSeq and is a predicted model, not a curated record. The transcript has 6 exons. Lineage: Eukaryota; Metazoa; Arthropoda; Insecta; Hemiptera; Aphididae. Gene Ontology annotation, biological process: proteasome-mediated ubiquitin-dependent protein catabolic process. Gene Ontology annotation, molecular function: proteasome binding; endopeptidase inhibitor activity.